Mytilus trossulus (common blue mussel) is the source of this 1023-nucleotide messenger RNA. RefSeq names its product M-phase inducer phosphatase-like. The transcript is spliced from 8 exons. Gene Ontology annotation, molecular function: protein tyrosine phosphatase activity. Lineage: Eukaryota; Metazoa; Mollusca; Bivalvia; Mytilida; Mytilidae. Gene Ontology annotation, cellular component: nucleus; cytoplasm. Gene Ontology annotation, biological process: protein dephosphorylation; positive regulation of G2/M transition of mitotic cell cycle; G2/M transition of mitotic cell cycle. The record is from RefSeq and is a predicted model, not a curated record. Bases 140 to 943 code for a protein of 267 amino acids.
AUUUUUAUUGGUCGGAUGUUGUUAUUUCCUGUCCAGUAUUUAAAACCGAUUUCACCUUUGUUUAAUUUACAUACGUGUUUCAGGUAUUCGACCAUCAACAUCCUAGUUAAUUCUUUCAGGUUCUUUAUAUCCAGCCAUUAUGGAUCUUCCAUGCGACAGUUUCUUCCAAAAGUGUGACGACAUGAUGGCAGCCUUAUUUGAUGAUGAUGACUCUGGUCUUGGGAUGGACUUUGAUUUCAGAAAUGAUGGCACCAUUUCACCAGCCAAGCCAACAGACAAAUUACAGAAGCGUCAGAGGAGGUUCUCUCCAAAAAGUGGUACCUACAGCAAACAGAGCCAUGAUCUUAAAGCUGCUAGAUCGGAGGUCCUAGCUAUUGAACCUAUAGCAGAUGGUGACAUGAUUGGUGACGGUUCCAGAAACUGUCGUCUGCCUACAGUGUUUGAUUCCCGCCAUGACCUCAAAUGUAUUUCAGCAGAUACGCUAGCUGACGUCAUUAGAGGUUCACACAACAUUGGUAGCUACUCCAUCAUUGACUGCAGAUAUCCAUACGAGUUUCAAGGUGGACAUAUAACAAAUGCAGACAACAUGUUUAAGCCAGAAGACCUCAGCCGUUUGUUUACCAGCAAGUCGCCUUCAGUGUUGAUCUUUCAUUGUGAGUUUUCCAUAGAAAGAGGUCCAGCUAUGUGCCGCAAUCUUCGACAGAAAGACCGAGAGACCAAUGCUGAUAACUACCCUCAUCUGUUUUACCCUGAGAUAUACCUUCUACAAGACGGGUACAAAUCAUUCUAUCAGACAUACCCAGAACUCUGUACUCCAGAAGGUUACCUGCCAAUGCUUGAUAAGGGCCAUGCCUCCGAUCUACGUCACUUCCGUGUAAAGUCCAAGUCAUGGUCUGUUGGUCAGAAGAGUAAACCAAAGAAGUCUGUCCGUUUGUUCGAUUGAUUUAAUUGUUAAAAAAUUGUUAAAUAUAGACUGUUACGUUAUAGAUAUUUAUAUACAAUUCAUUGCUAUGUAAUAAUAGU